GUGGACAAAUUUUUAUGUUUUGCAGCGCAUUUCGCCAUUUUCUUUUCUGAACCUUUUGGGAUUCUUCCUAUUUUUUAAUUCCAUUUUUCGCACUUAUUAUAUUUCCAAUAUAAAACCCCUUUUGCAUGCGCGCAUACACACUCUUUUCGUUUGACAUUCUACAGCAUUAGAACAUUAACAAAAUAAAAAUGGACGGCCUUCCAGCGCGACAACACCGGCUGCCUUCGCUCAAGGAGCUCUGCCAACGAGCGCUCACCAAACAUCACCACGGUUUGCGUUUCCUCGGCAUAACCCCACACUUCCUCCUCCUCGACGCACUCACCCAAUGCACGCCGCAACAGCUCGAGACGCUCGAACACCUCAAUCCACAUAUCCUCGACGACAACGAGCCGCUAUGGCGCCACCACUGUGUGCGCAAGAACGCCGCCCUAGAACACCUGGACGCUGGCCAGUUGGCCGUCGGGUUUUGGCGCGAAAAGUUUCGCGACAUGCGCAUUGAGGACGAGUUGAGGAGGAGGGAUAUUUUGGAGAGGGUGCGUGGGAAGAUGGAGGAGGAGGAGAGGAAGGCGAGGAGGAUUGAGAUAAUACCGAUGGGAAGUGCUGUGGUGCAGGGAAGGAGGCCUGGGAGGGUCGGUAGGGCUGGGUGCUCAUUGAUGCAGAGGGCACGUGCUGAGACCAGGGCGCAUAUGGACCUUCUGGGCGUUGCGCCGGGACGCGGAAGGCCGGGUAGCACAUCUGGCUCGUCGGCAACACCAAAGGCAGCCGCACCCGCAACAGUGACAUCACAAUCAACAUUGACACCAAAAGCAUCAUUGGCAUCGACAUCAAAAUUGAUACUGCCGGCAAACAGCCCUCAGACACACAAUAGGCCCGCGAAUGUGUCCUCUGCAGCCAUGCAGCAUUCGAGUCCUAACCGUCUUUCGCCGGCGCGGUCUCCCGCUUACUCGCAGUUAUACUCGCCAUUGUACUCGCCACCCUACUAUUCCUCGGCGUCUUCGUGCUCGCCCACGCACUCUGCCUCUGCAUACUCGCCGCCGUACGUGCCCGAGGCACCACCGUGCGCUGCUGGGCAGGCCCAGUAUUCGGGGUAUAAUAUCUUUGAGGACAUUUUCGGCGUGUCGCACACGCCCGGGCUUCCAUCAACUGUGUCUAUCACUGAGCAGACAAGGCAUCAAACCCCUGGCGGAGCAUCCAAGCGAAAACGCAUGGCCGAAGAGGACCGGUACUCGCCAGAGUGCCAUUAGCAAGUGGCGU
Molecule: messenger RNA, 1254 nt
Organism: Kickxella alabastrina
Lineage: Eukaryota; Fungi; Kickxellomycota; Kickxellomycetes; Kickxellales; Kickxellaceae
Exons: 1
Coding region: 189-1244 (351 amino acids)
Biological process (GO): transcription elongation by RNA polymerase II
Cellular component (GO): elongin complex; nucleus
Source: RefSeq, a predicted model, not a curated record